Athalia rosae (coleseed sawfly) is the source of this 7650-nucleotide messenger RNA. Its product is annotated as fatty acid synthase-like. The coding region runs from base 133 to 7365 and encodes 2410 amino acids. Gene Ontology annotation, molecular function: fatty acid synthase activity; 3-oxoacyl-[acyl-carrier-protein] synthase activity; phosphopantetheine binding. NCBI's taxonomy places the organism in Eukaryota, Metazoa, Arthropoda, Insecta, Hymenoptera, Athaliidae. The transcript is spliced from 16 exons. Gene Ontology annotation, biological process: fatty acid biosynthetic process. The record is from RefSeq and is a predicted model, not a curated record.
GUCGAAACCUAAUUACUCAUAGAGGUAACGGAAGCAGUUCUUGUCAAAAGUUAAGUUCAUAAGUUCUCAUUAAUACAUGCGGUGAAAGCAGUGAAUCUUUUCUAGCACCAUUGUCCACGUAAAGGCAACAUUAUGUCAGGGGUGUAUAAAAAUGGCGAGUAUCGCAAUGGGUCUGGAGGACUAUUAAUCCCAAAAAAAGGGGACGGGGUAGUGAUUUCCGGAAUCGCCGGAAGAUUUCCAGAGUCUGAUAAUGUGAAGCAAUUUCAAGAAAACCUCGUCAAAGGGCUCGAUCUUGUCACCGCCGAUCACCGUCGCUGGGAAUUAGACGAUCCGGAAAUUCCAAAACGUUGCGGGAAAAUAAACAAUGUAGAAAAAUUUGAUUCGGUAUUUUUUGGAGUUCAUUCCAAGCAAGCACACAUCAUGGAUCCUAUGUGUAGAAUACUUAUGGAACAUGCCUACGAAGCCAUAAUUGAUGCUGGAAUCAACCCGCGACAACUUCGCGGCACAAAUACCGGAGUUUAUAUCGGAGCAUGUUUUUCCGAAUCGGAGAAGACUUGGUUCUACGACAAACGCCAGGUCAACGGGUUCGGCAUCACAGGAUGCAGUAGAGCUAUGUUAGCUAAUCGAAUCUCCUAUUGGUUGGGAAGCACAGGACCCAGUUACAGUGUAGAUACGGCAUGUAGUUCCGGUCUUUAUGCUAUGGAUCAUGCAUGCAAAGCUAUUAGAAACGGGGAAUGUGACGCUGCUAUCGUCGGCUCAGCCAAUUUGUGUCUUCAUCCAUAUGUGGCCUUACAAUUCUCUCGUCUUGGCGUACUUUCCCCCGACGGACGUUCCAAAUCAUUCGAUGCCGAUGCCGAUGGUUAUGCCCGUAGCGAAGCCGUAUCCGUUGUAUUUCUUCAAAAAGCGAAAGAUGCAAAACGUAUCUAUGCACAUGUAGUUAACACGAAAGUAAAUUGUGAUGGUUUUACCGAAAAUGGAAUCACCUUUCCGUCCAGUACGAUGCAAAGUACGCUACUGGAACAAUGUUACAAGGAAUGCGGAGUAAUGCCGUAUAGUUUAGCAUAUGUCGAAGCACAUGGAACUGGUACUUACGUCGGUGAUCCCGAAGAAGUAAAUGCCAUCGAAAGAGUGUUCUGCCCAGGCCGUAAGACUCCGUUGAAAAUUGGUUCGGUUAAAUCAAAUAUGGGACAUUCUGAACCAGCGAGUGGACUUUGUUCGAUCGCUAAGGUCGUAACAGCGAUGGAAAGUGGUGUUCUACCCCCAAAUCUGCAUUACAAGCGUCCUCGCGAGGGAGUGAAGGCGCUACACGAUGGUCGCAUACAAGUAGUUACAGAAGUAACUCCGUGGAAAGGCGGAUACGUAGGAGUAAAUUCGUUCGGUUUUGGUGGAGCAAAUGCACACGCAUUAUUAAAAUCAAAUCCCAAAGAAAAAAUAAACGGUGGUGCACCCAACGACGAUUUACCGAGACUUGUUGUCAUAUCUGGACGAACGGAGGAAGCUGUUACUACUAUAUUGGAUGACCUUGAAAGUAGACCACUCGAUGUCGAAUACGUCGGCCUCUAUCAUAGUAUACACGUGGAAGAGAUUCCAAGCCAUUUGUAUCGUGGGUAUACCAUUUUGCCAGCAAAAGGCUUAUUAGAAAAGAAGAUUCGGGAUGUACAGCAUUAUUCUGGUGCAAAACGACCAGUAUGGUUCGUUUACUCUGGUAUGGGAUCACAAUGGGCUGGAAUGGGAAGACACCUCCUUGAAAUCCCUGUUUUUCUAAAUGCCAUUAAAAAAUGUGAUGCCGUCCUAAGGCCGAGCGGACUGGACAUUUUUGACAUUCUGACCAAUCAAGAUCCAAAAACUUUCGAUCCCAUUCUACAUUCUUUUGUGGGCAUUGCGGCUGUCCAGAUUGGUCUAACGGAUAUCCUAACAUCGAUAGGAAUAGUCCCAGACAAUAUAAUUGGGCAUUCGGUUGGAGAGUUGGGCUGCGCAUAUGCCGAUGGUUGUUUUACAGCAGAACAGAUGAUAUUGGCGGCAUAUUCUCGAGGUAUAGUUUCUACGGAAACUGAAACGAUCAAAGGAUCCAUGGCAGCUGUUGGAAUGGGUCACCAAGAAUUGAAAAGAUUAUGUCCGUCUGAGAUCGAAAUCGCCUGUCACAACGGCCCCGACAGCUCAACCAUCAGCGGACCGGCCGAAGCGAUGAAAAAAUUCAUCACCGAAUUGCAGGCAAAAAACAUUUUCGCCAAAGAGGUGGCUUGUAGCAAUAUCGCUUAUCACAGUCGGUAUAUAGCAGCGGCAGGGCCGAAAUUACUGAGUCAAUUGCAAGAAAUAGCACCAAAUCCUAAAAUGCGUAGUGCGAAAUGGUUAAGCACGUCGAUACCACGUUCGAAAUGGACGACAAGUUUCGCCCAAUUAUGUUCACCCGAAUAUCAUACGAACAAUUUACUGGGCCCGGUAUUGUUUCAAGAAACAUCUGAACUGAUACCAAAUAAUGCUAUAACAAUUGAAAUAGCACCUCACGCAUUGCUUCAGGCCAUAUUACGAAAAUCAUUGGCUGAAACUGUAACGAAUAUUGGAUUGACAAAACGUGGAAGUCAAAAUAACACGAUUACUUUACUUAAAGCAAUUGGAAGCAUGUAUCAGGUUGGUUUACACCCACGGUUGAGCAAUUUAUACCCUGCUAUCGAGUACCCGGUAAGUCGUGGAACUCCCAUGAUUUCUCCUCUGAUUAAAUGGAAUCAUUCGGAUGACUGGUACGUAACCAGUUACAGUAGUCAACAAAAAAUUGUAUCCGGGGAAAGAACUGUUGAGCUUUCAGCUGCAGUUGGAGAAUUCGAAUGGAUGAUGGGACACGUAAUUGACGGUAGAAACUUGAUACCAGCUACCGGUUACUUGGAAUUAAUUUGGGAAACUAUUGGCUUGAUGCGUGGAGAAUUGUAUACCGAGGUGUCGGUUGUUUUUGAGGAUGUCAGAUUUCAACGAGCUACCACAUUACCAAAAGAGGGUAGCGUCGAGCUCACGCUUAUGAUACACAAAGGAAGUGGAAGAUUCGAAGUUUUCGAAGGUGGAGCUACCGUUGUCACCGGAUUAAUUCGUGCUGUCGCAAAUCCAUCCCAGGAGCGUAUCGAUCUUGAAGUUGAAAGCGAUGAAAGUUAUUGCGAUGGAUUAAACGCGACGCGCAAAGACGUUUACAAAGAAUUGCGACUCAGAGGGUACCAAUAUACCGGUUUAUUUUGCGGGCUCGACAAUGUCUCACCAAAUGGAACCAGCGGGCGUAUCGCAUGGAAAAACAAUUGGGUUGCGUUCAUGGACAAUAUGCUGCAAAUGCAAAUCAUCGGCGUUGAUACUCGAGGACUAUUCGUUCCCACAAGGAUUCAGCAGCUGGUUAUCGACACUAAACUACAUUCGAAGUUACUACGAACAAUGCCGGAUGGUGACAAAGCUUUUACGAUAAGAGUCGAUAAAGAUCUGGGUGUAAUUGCUGCCGGUGGAGUUAGAAUUCGAGGACUAAAAGCCAGUGCUAUUGCUCGUAGAAAACCUGCCGGUGAACCAGUACUUGAAACAUUUCAAUUUAUCGAACAUAGAGAUCGAGCUCAAUUGACAUUGAAAACGAUAACACGAUUGGCCGUCCAUAUAGCUCACGAAAACCAUUCGGGUUUCAAAGUUAAAACUGUGGAAUUAAUCAAAGACGCUGACCAAAUAGCUCCCGAAUAUCUGACCACUCCAAUAAUUCAAGAAAUUCUUGGAGAUUUGCCGCUAAUCCAAGCCGACCUAAGCGUCUUCGCACCAAUCGGAAAAAUUCCUGACGAAGCUUUAUCUCCUGCUAUUAAAAUUUCUGAGUCGAGUAAAUUGAGUAGUGAAAAAGAUGCGUUACUGGUCAUUGGUCAUGGACUUCUUUCGAACGGAAAUACAGAAGCUUUGAUGCAAUUGGAAUCGUCACUGAAGCGUGGAGGUUUUAUACUCGCUCGAGAGCCGCUAAAGAAUUCAGGUAGCGAUAUUUUGUCGACCGCGAAGAAUCAAAAUCUUGAUAUUCUUCUAGAAAAACGAACCGACACUGAGUUAGUUUUACUACUUCGUAAACAAGAAAAACUACCGGAAAUCACCGCCAUUAUACAGGUGAAUAACAACGAGUUCGAAUGGUUACCGAAACUGCAAGCUGCUCUCAAAGCAGAAAACGAAAAAACCAGUAACAUAAACACUCGAAUAUUACUCGUUAGUCAAGGGGACUUCGAAAGUGGACUGAUGGGAUUGAUAAAUUGUCUUCGAAAAGAAACGAACGGCGAAGUUAUACAGGGACUGUUGAUUCAAGACACAAACGCACCGAAGUUUUCUUUGUCGAAUCGACUUUACUCUGAUCAAUUAAAAUUGGGCUUGGCACUGAACGUACUUCGCUCUGGACAGGUGUGGGGCUCUUAUCGGUUCCUUGCAAUGGAUCCACCGUUCCCAGUACCCGUCUAUCAUGUUCGAUUGACUCAAUUAACACGUGGGGAUUUGAGCGCGAUGAGAUGGGUGGAAGGGAAGCUUCGACCAACCCUCGAAUCUAAGGAUAUUAUCGAGGUCCAUUACUCGCCGUUGAAUUUCAAGGACAUUAUGAUGUACACGGGAAAAUUAACAGCCGAUUUUGCCGACCAAUCGAGACGGUUGGCAGAAGAUGUAGUCGGAUUUGAAUACUCCGGAAGGGAUGCGAACGGCCGCGGUGUUAUGGGUAUGCUAGGGAAUGGUACUUUCUCGAAUUUAAUUCUAUGUGAUCGAGAUCUAAUGUGGGAAGUACCGGAUAAUUGGACAUUAGAAGAUGCUGCUACGGUCCCAGUUGCUUAUGGGACAGCCUACUAUGCUCUUUCGUUAUGUGGUAAAAUGAAAAAGGGAGAAAAAGUCUUAAUACACGCAGGGAGCGGUGGCGUGGGUCAAGCAGCCAUUACGAUAGCGCUUCACGCCGGAUGCGAAGUUUUCACAACGGUGGGUACACCGGAAAAACGAGAAUUUAUCAAAAAACAAUUUCCGCAAAUCGAUGACGAGCAUAUUGGCAAUUCUCGGGAUACAAGUUUCGAACAAUGGAUUAUUCGGAAAACACGAGGGCGGGGAGUAGAUAUUGUCCUAAAUUCAUUGGCGGAAGAAAAGUUGCAGGCCUCCGUACGUUGCUUAGCACGCAGAGGACGAUUCUUAGAGAUUGGAAAGUUCGAUGUUACCUCAAACAAUCCACUUGGAAUGGAAGCUUUUAUAAACGAAAUAAGCUUCCAGGGUAUAUACCUGGAUACCUUGUUCUCCGAACCUUCUGACAUGAAAUCAGAACUGGUAAGGAUUCUGGACGAAGGUGUGAAAACUGGCGUUGUCAAACCACUCGUUAGAACCGUAUUUCCGAUGGACCAGGUCGAGGCUGCAUUCAGAUACAUGGCAGCUGGAAAACACAUUGGCAAGGUCAUCCUCGAGAUUCGCGAGCAGAAAGAAAAAAGACCUCGGACUUCGUUACCACUGGCACAUCCCCGUUACUAUUGCUCGGAAGAUGGGAGUUACCUCAUUCAUGGCGGCCUCGGAGGUUUCGGUCUCGAGUUGGCAGAUUGGCUCGUACUACGUGGGGCUAAGAAUUUAGUACUAACAUCUCGAACCGGGGUAACAAAUGGAUACCAACAAAUGCGAAUUAAUGUUUGGAAAAGUUACGGGGUGAAGGUUGUCGUCGUUGCUGGAAAAGAUGCGUCAACGUCGGAAGGUUGCAGAGCUAUUUUAGAAGAAGCACUUGCUCUCGGCCCGGUACAGGCGAUAUUUAACUUAGCUGUAGUAUUGAAAGAUGGCAUGUGUGAAAAUCAGACUAUCCAGUCUUUCGAGGAGUCUUUCAAACCUAAAGCUCGAACCACGAAGCAAUUGGACGAACUAUCGAGAAGAUUGUGUCCAGAUCUCAAACAUUUCGUGGUAUUCUCAUCGGUAUCUUGUGGCAGAGGUAACGCGGGCCAAACAAGUUACGGUAUGUCGAAUUCCGUGAUGGAAAGAAUAUGCGAAAUACGUUCGGCCGAAAACCUACCAGGUUUGGCUAUUGAAUGGGGUGCCGUUGGCGAUGUUGGUCUAGUCGCAGAUAUGCAAGAAGAUAAUAAAGAAAUCGUCAUCGCUGGUACUCUACAACAGAGAAUAUCUUCUUGUCUCCAAGAACUCGAUCGCUUCUUGCAACAGACCUGUCCAGUAGUGUCAAGUAUGGUCGUUGCCGAAAAAGCGCUCGGUUCUGCGGGUGCUACGAACAUUGUCGACACAGUCAUUAAUAUAAUCGGGGUCAGGGACUUGAAGUCUGUCAGUAUGAACGCGCCGUUAUCAGAACUUGGAAUGGAUUCUAUGAUGGCAGUGGAAAUUAAACAGACGCUAGAGCGUGAAUUUGAGGUGUUUCUAUCUGCGUCAGACAUCCGUGCUCUUAAUUUCACACAACUUGUCGAAAUAUCUGAAAAUCAAUCAGCACAGAGACACGAACCCAAGAAAACCAUUGCUGAAAUAGAAGAUUUAGGUGGAGUCAAACUAUUGAUUCGAACGCUCGGCAUGGAUCACAUCAGUGAAGACAUUUGCGUGCCAUUACCGACGAAAGCGGAAGCUGGAAGAGGAGAAGCUUUCGUACUACCAGGAAUCGAAGGGACUCACACAAUCUUCCUACCUUUGGCUGGUAAACUGAAAUGCCCAACAACCUGUUUACAGCUCGGAACAAUAUCCCUAAAAUCAAGAACCAUCGACGAAAUGGCUGAUCAUUUAUUCGCCCUUGUCAAAGAGAGAACAAAGAAUCGUAGGGACUUUUUCAUAACUGGAUAUUCCUACGGAAGUUUGGUUGCGAUUGAAAUUGUGAGGCGAUUAGAAGCUGAAGGUCGCACGGGGCGGCUACUAUUAAUCGAUGGUUCCCCGGAAUACAUCAAAGCACUGAUGGGCCAGUUUUUCACCUUAGACGAUGAUGACAAGUUGCAAAACAAUCUAUUGAAAGCGAUAAUGGAUAUUGUAUCCCCCUCCGACAGCGUAGAGCUAGCUGAAAAGUUACAAAACUGCCGUACCUGGGAAGACAAAUUAGUAAUCUUCACGAAAAACGUGCCAGCAAAUAAAAAUUUGAAUCUAACGCCACAAGAACAGCAUUCUAUCUGUACAUCGAUUUACUAUAGAAUUAGGGCCAUUUUAAGCUACGACUCUACAGGAUUAUCACUUUUACGAACACCAAUAACUCUGAUUAAACCAAAAAUUCAGUCCAUCGGUUCGAUGUCCGAAGACUACGGCCUGCAAUCGCUUACACGUGGAAAGGUAGAAGUGCAUUAUGUGGAAGGGAAUCACGUAACGAUGUUGGACGAUGACGUCUGUGCAUCAGCUAUGAACGGAGAACCCAUAGAAGAUGCGGCAUCGCGUUCGUGGAAUGCACAAAGUUCGUUAUGAGGAUAAUUCAACAAGAUAUCGAGCACCGAAUUGAACACAGAUUGCAAAGAUCGGUGCAGUUUUCAUUACCGUUUACACUGGCAAACAACUUACGAAGGAAAUUCAUGGACGGUAAUAACGCGUAUGAUUCAGAACGCGGUCUUCAUUAUUUCUGUGAAUGGUGGUGGUAGUGACGUUAUUCACAGAGAUGUCUCCAUCGUGAAUUAUUAUUCGUUGAACACUCCGAAGUAUCGGAAUAUUUUUGUAACGAUAAGCGCAACAAUAAAGAAUCAAAUCUAUUCCAAA